AGCAAAUUUCAAUAUCACAUGAAUUUUUAUUAAAUAAUAAAUUCAGUAAAUUAAUGGCAGGGAUAUCAGAACUGCCAACGAACUGCUCUGCCCUCCAAAUUUAAUACAGGAAGCGUUCUUGCUCUUUUGAUUAACACAUUACGCAUGUAAACGAUAAAUCACGUGUCUCCAAUGUAAAAUUAGAAAGGGGAUGAGUAUGAAAUAUAGAAUGGUUGUAUGAUAGGAAGGAACGCUCAACUAAAGAAAUGGAUUACCAGUGCACCUGAUGGUGACGAUGAGAAGGAUAACUGGGUCAAGAAAGCUGUUAAGUCAUUUUUAAAUGUUCUUCUCUGGGAGUGUUGAUCAUCUUAUGCAUUCAGAGGAAUUUGAGCAGUUGAUUAGAGUAUUUCUAAGAUACUUUCUUAAAAGCUUUAAAAGCAUUGGCCUUUGCUUGAAUUGAGAUGAAGAGCGAUAGGGGUGAAGGUUCAGAUCCAGCUCCAGAAGAUUCAGCUUCUGUCUUCCCCACUUCGAAUCCUCUUUCAUCUGGUAAUCCUUCUACAUCUAGAUUUUCAGCUUCUGGGUUCUCAACAUGGGCAAAGAGCUUCAAAUUUUCACAGUCUUCAGUUGAAGACAACACACAGCCUAUGGAUGGUGGGAAAUCUACAUUUGGCCGCAUAGCUAGUGGAUUUGGGAUACGCCAGUCUUCCAAGAUUCCUGUUGUUGAUGAGCCCACAGGAGAUACAUCACAAGCUGGAGGCACUCAAGAAGGUGCACUUGGAACAAUUACAAAGGGCUUCUUAGACACCUCAAAGAAUGCAAUGAAGGCUGUUCAAACAAAAGCUCGACAUAUUGUGUCACAAAACAAAAGGAGAUACCAGGAAGGCGGUUUUGAUUUAGAUAUGACAUAUAUUACUGAAAACAUAAUUGCUAUGGGAUUUCCUGCUGGUGACUUCAGUUCUGGUAUUCUUGGAUAUGUGGAGGGUUUUUAUCGGAAUCAUAUGGAAGAAGUUAUCAAGUUUUUUGAAACACGUCACAAGGGAAAAUACAAAGUUUACAAUCUUUGCUCUGAAAGACUAUAUGACGCUUCAUUGUUUGAGGGAAAGGUUGCUUGUUUCCCUUUUGAUGAUCAUAAUUGCCCUCCAAUCCAACUGGUAGUAUCAUUUUGUCAAAGUGCAUACUCAUGGCUGAAGGAAGAUAUUGAGAAUGUAGUUGUUGUUCACUGUAAAGCUGGCAUGGCGAGAACAGGGCUUAUGAUAUCAAGUCUUCUGCUUUUCCUCAAGUUCUACCCUACUGCCGAAGAGUCAAUAUCUUAUUAUAAUCAGAAACGCUGUACAGAUGGGAAGGGUCUUGUUCUGCCAAGCCAAAUUCGCUACGUGAAAUAUUUUGAACGAGUUCUGACAUAUUUCAAUGGUGAAGUUCAACCUGGAAGGAGGUGUAUACUACGGGGAUUUCGUCUUCAUAAAUGCCCUUACUGGGUUCGGCCUUCUAUUACAGUGUCUGAUCAUGAAGGUGUUCUUUUUUCAACAAAGAAGCAUCCAAGAACGAAGGAUAUGAUGCCAGAUGAUUUUUGGUUUAGUGCGCCACGGAAAGGAGUCAUGGUGUUUGCUUUGCCUGGAGAAAGGGGUCUUGCAGAGUUGAGCGGUGACUUCAAGGUCUAUUUUCAUGAUCGACAUGGAGAUUUUUACUGUUGGUUGAACACAACAAUGAUGGAAAACAGGCAGAUUCUGAACCCAUCUGAUCUUGAUGGUUUUGACAAGAGGAAACUGCCUUGUCCAGGUUUUCAGAUUGAGGUUGUGGUGAUGGAUUAUUAUGCUACAAUGCCGUCCCAAUCCAAAGGUGGCACAGCUACUGAUAGCAUUGGUCCGGCCAUGUCAGAAAGCAGACCUGUGCAGACAGGAGAAAGCUGUAACGAAGGCAAUGAAUGUAUCACUUCAAAAAAAGAACAUGCAGGCCAUGAGAAGGAUGACAUAUUUUCAGACAGUGAAACUGAAGAAAAUGGAUAUUUGAAAACGAGAGGGGCAAACUUUGCUAUGGGUGAAGAGCUUCACGAUGAUGCUCAUGAAAACUCUAAAGCAGCAGCAACAGAGAAGAAUAGUGUAGUGAGUAUCACGCACAGUAUGGAAGCAGCUUGCAGUGUAUCUGGAAAAAGUGAAAUAAGCAAAGAUGAAAAUAGUGCAAAUAAAGAGAACAGUGCAAGUAAAGAUGAUUUGAAUCAUAAAGAUGCUCAAGUUGAUUCAAAAAGAGGUAGCAAUCAGAUUAAUAACUUUGGCAGUUCCGAGCCGCCAUUGUAUGCACAGGAGGUUGGGAAGUCGGGAACAGUAAGUGCAAGUGAUUUUAAAGCUAUUGCUGCAGAUGCAUCUGUAUUUACAUUUGGUGAUGAAGAGGACUAUGAAAGCGACUGACUAGAAAAUGCAUAAAACAGAUUCUGGUGAAAAUGAUUGUUUGUGUUAUGUAAAUUUAUGACUUUGUGCCGCAUAAGUCACGUUGUGUAUUUCAAGGACUUUGAAUUCUUGAAACAUGAUGCUUUUUACUUCCCUUGGUUUCUAUUUCUUGAUUAUAAAAUAUUAUUGAUUGGUUAUUUAGCCAUGAAUAAAAUGUAGGUACUGCAACCUUUUGAUUA
This is a messenger RNA of Cryptomeria japonica (Japanese cedar), 2599 nucleotides long. Its product is annotated as phosphatidylinositol 3,4,5-trisphosphate 3-phosphatase and protein-tyrosine-phosphatase PTEN2A. Gene Ontology annotation, biological process: dephosphorylation. The record is from RefSeq and is a predicted model, not a curated record. The transcript is spliced from 14 exons. The coding region runs from base 441 to 2381 and encodes 646 amino acids. Gene Ontology annotation, molecular function: phosphatidylinositol-3,4,5-trisphosphate 3-phosphatase activity. Gene Ontology annotation, cellular component: cytosol. NCBI's taxonomy places the organism in Eukaryota, Viridiplantae, Streptophyta, Pinopsida, Cupressales, Cupressaceae.